This is a messenger RNA of Onychomys torridus (southern grasshopper mouse), 639 nucleotides long. Its product is annotated as killer cell lectin-like receptor subfamily I member 2. Gene Ontology annotation, biological process: positive regulation of natural killer cell mediated cytotoxicity; stimulatory C-type lectin receptor signaling pathway. The transcript has 7 exons. Lineage: Eukaryota; Metazoa; Chordata; Mammalia; Rodentia; Cricetidae. The record is from RefSeq and is a predicted model, not a curated record. The coding region runs from base 1 to 639 and encodes 212 amino acids.
AUGACCAAGAAAAAUCAAAGUGAACAUGGAACAAACAAGCAAGAGACUACUUACAUAGGAACAGACUCUUCCACAUUACAAGAGAAGCAGAGACUUACCAAGACACUGCAAAUAUCUGCCAUGUGGAGAGAAGAACAGACAAAACAGGAACUGAACGUUCACAGAGCACCACACUCACAGCACAGAACAGGAGUGGAGGUAGGCAAAGGUCUAGACCCUUUGUUGACAACAUGGAGAAUGCUAACUUUCAUCCUAGGAACUUCAUGCAUUAUUUUGGUAACAAAAGUGGGCUUCUUGAUUCCAAACUUAUUUUCUAGAGGAGAAAAGCAAUACAGAGAGUCCUACCUUCUUGCUCUUCUAUGUCCUAAGAAUGAUGCUGAGUAUGGCUCUUGUGAUCUUUGUUCACAUGACUGGGUUGCUUUUGGAAACAGUUUCUAUCAUGGUUUUUCUGGAAUCAACAGCCACUCAGAAAGCCAAUUUGCCUAUGAGGAACUGAAUUCUCAUCUUAUAGAGCUAAACUCCAAAGCAGAGCUGGAAAAUAUGCUAUUGUUUGAAAUUGAUGGGUGGGCUCUCCUCAAAACAGAUGAAACAGAGGUUUCCUGGCUGUGGGAAAAUGCCACUAAAAUAGAGAAAACUUGA